AUGGCGUCUUCUUCAUCAUCAUCCACUCAGAAGAGCUACAUGUAUGAUGUCUUCUUGAGCUUUAAAGGUGAAGACACCCAUAAGAAUUUUGUUGAUCAUCUUUAUGAGGCUUUUGAGCGGCAAGGAAUUCACAUUUUCAAGGAUGAUGAAAGGCUCGAGAAAGGAAAAAGGAUCAACGAUGAGCUCUUGAAAUCCAUUGAAGAGUCAAAAUUCUACAUCGUUGUAUUCUCCAAGAACUAUGCAUCGUCGUCUUGGUGUUUGGAUGAGCUUGUUAAGAUUAUGGAAUGCCAGAAGGCAACAGAGCAGAUUGCUUACCCUGUGUUCUACAAUGUGGAUCCCUCUGAAAUUCGCAAACAACUUGGCCCAGUUGGAGAAGCUUUUGCCAGACAUAAAAACAGCGGAGAGGCGGCGAAGUGGAGAGAGGCUCUGGAAGAAGCAGCAAAUCUUGCUGGGUGGAAUUUGAGGAACACUUCUGAUGGGCAUGAAGCUAAAGUCAUCAAUAAAAUUGUUGAAAAGAUUUCUCUCGAAUUACGUUUCAUUAAUUUUGAAGUCGAUGAAAAAUUAGUAGGCAUGGAGAUCCGGGUGAAGCAUAUUCUUUCAUCUUUGGAAAUGGGUGUUGAAGAUGUCCGCAUGAUAGGCAUCAAGGGAAUGGGAGGCGGUGGAAAGACAACUUUGGCCAGAACUGUUUUCAACAAAAUAUGUUUUUCCUUUGAAGUUAAAAGCUUUCUUGAAAACGUCAGGGAAGUUUCAAAAGCAUCAAUGUCCGGAUUGCCAUCGUUGCAAAAACAAGUACUUUCCAAUGUCUUAAAUGACAGAAGUCUCAACAUAGGAAGUAUUCAUGAAGGGAAAAGCAUAAUGAGAAAUACGUUGUGUCGAAAAAAGGUUCUUCUUGUUCUUGAUUACGUGAAUCAUUUAGACCAACUAGACGCAUUAGCUGGUGGGCUUAAUUGGUUUAAACCGGGAAGUAGAAUUAUUAUUACAACAAGAGAAGAGCAAGUGCUCGUAGCUGGCCGAGUGAAGUCUAUUCAUGAUAUCAGUUUGUUAUCACAAGAGGAAGCAAUGUGCCUCUUCAGUAGGUACGCAUUUGGUAGAGAUAUUCCAAUCCAAACAUACAAAGAGCUAUCACUCAAAGUUGUCCAUUAUGCUAAUGGUCUUCCCUUAACAAUCAAAGUUUUGGGUUCAUCUCUUUGUGGGCAAAAUGUGCCCGUUUGGGAAGAUGCACUAAAAAGACUAACAAAAAUUCCAUUGAAAGAAACCAUGGAAAAAUUGGAGUUAAGCUAUACAUGCUUGGAGGAAGAUUACAAGGAGAUGUUCUUGAAUAUUGCAUGCUUUCUAAAAGGAUGGCGGAAAGAACGUGCAAUUCGAGCACUUGAAAGCUGUGGAUUUCAUGCUGUGAAUGGAUUAAGAGUUCUUGAGCAAAAAUCUCUUAUAAGUAUUUCUCUUGAUCAGAAGUUAGGCAUGCAUGAUCAUCUAGAGGAAAUGGGCCGGAACAUUGUUCGUUGUUGUGACCCUGAUGAGCCUAUCACACAUAGCCGACUGUGGAUUCGGGGCGAGAUUGAAGAGGUAUUGGGUAGUGAAUUGGUGACCGAAGCCACCAGAGCUAUAGCAACGAACACAUUUGCAUGGGAAGGUGAGGAGAAACACCGCUCUACAAUUCUUACAAAAGGUUUUGGAAACAUAAAGAAACUUAGAUUUCUUCACUUGCUUUCUGACUUCCAAGAUGAUUACGAAUUUGGCCAAACUUUCCCAAAUACGUUACGACUUCUAAGUUGGGUACGUUACCCUCAUUGGUGUUUGCCUAAAACAUUUCAAGAAAAUAAUCUGGUUGCACUUGAAAUGCCUUUUAGCAGAAUUAAAACACUAUGGGAAGAAGGAGAAAGAAAGGUUCUUAAAAACCUCAGGUUCCUUGACUUGAGUUAUUCACGUUUGAUGACCCUUGAUUUUGGCUUACUUCCGAAUCUUGAGACAUUAAAUCUCGAUGGAUGCUAUAAUUUGGUAGAACUUCACCUGCCCACUGGAUGCCUUAGAAGGCUUGUAAACUUAAAGUUAAAUUAUUGCAGGGAAUUAAAAUUUUCAUUUAUCAAACAACUGGAAUCACUUCAGGUUCUUGGUCUAAGUUAUUUAUAUCUGAAUGAGUUCCUAGAUAUACUUCCGCAAGAUGUCAACUAUAGUUUUCUGGAGCUUAGCCUUUCAAGGAACAAUUUCCAAGAACUACCCUCAUCAAUUGGAAAUCUUCAAAAUCUUGCUUCUUUAGAUCUUAAUGAGUGCAAAAGGCUCAAGAGUCUGCCACAAAGCAUAUGUAGUUUACGACAUCUAAAACAUCUUUACCUUCAUAAUUGUGCGAUAGAGGAAUUGCCCGAGUAUCUUGGCGGUUUACAAAGUUUAGAAUCGCUUGAUUUAGGGGGUACACGUGUCAAACAUCUCCCAAACAGCAUUUGUAUGUUAAAACAUCUGAAAACUCUACGUCUUUUAUAUUGUAAAGCUCUUACUAAGUUACCUCAGGAUCUUGGCCUAUUAGAAUCAUUGGAGGAACUACGUCUACCAUUUUCCCAUAUAAGAGACCUUCCGACUAGCAUCUAUGAGUUGAAACAUCUCAGGGAGCUUGAUGUUUCCUACUGUUUUCAACUUAAGAAAUUGCCCGAGAAACUAGGAGACUUGGCACAUCUCAAAAUCUCAACCUUUCCAAUCGUGUUCAACUUAAGAAUGCCCAAGAGUCUUUGA
This is a messenger RNA of Lactuca saligna, 2721 nucleotides long. NCBI's taxonomy places the organism in Eukaryota, Viridiplantae, Streptophyta, Magnoliopsida, Asterales, Asteraceae. The record is from the annotation of a GenBank genome assembly.